Molecule: messenger RNA, 731 nt
Organism: Rhagoletis pomonella (apple maggot)
Lineage: Eukaryota; Metazoa; Arthropoda; Insecta; Diptera; Tephritidae
Exons: 4
Coding region: 138-431 (97 amino acids)
Source: RefSeq, a predicted model, not a curated record
ACAUCAAGCUGAGCAAGACUAAGACAUAAUUGAAAUUGAAGUGGGUCUACACAGGCGACGACAGUGAAGUAUAGGGAUUGACAAGGCAGCCGACCAAAGACAGCGCCAAAGGAAGUGGGAGAGUACUGUAAGGCAAGAUGAAAAAGCUACCAAUGACAAUAUUGGCCAGCACAUUGCUAUUAUGGCACGCAGCAGCCAUGGCGGGACACAUAACUAAACGUAGCUACUCGGAUCAAAGCGUGCAUGGCUAUCAGGCGGAGCGCACCUGCUGGUGGAAUGAGGUGUGCAAAGAAGAAUUUCAAAAUCUCUUUCGCUGCAAGUGUCCACAAUUCUCAUACUGCCGCUCACCGGGACGCUAUUAUAAUGCGUAUUGUUCAAUGACUGACACCGGUUACAUAUGGACACAGCCAACAUGGGACUGGGUACCAUGAACAUCUUCAAACACCGGUUUACUGCCUACAUAUAUAUAAUAAAUAAAUAUAUAUAUAUAUUUAAGUGCUAAGCACACCUACACAUAUAAGUACAUAUGCAUGAAUAGUUACAUAUGUCUGUAGGCCCUAAAAUAAUCGGAAAAACGAACAAUGGUAGUCAUCAAAAAAUACAUAUAUAUGCAUACGUAUUUAUAUACAUAAAGUGCUUAAAGCACAUAUCUGCGUUAAAAUGGUGCUUUAAAUACCGACACAUACACAAAUAUAAGACUUAUAUGUAUGUAUAGUAUGUAUUAUACAAAU